This is a messenger RNA of Hyalella azteca, 12714 nucleotides long. RefSeq names its product teneurin-a. The record is from RefSeq and is a predicted model, not a curated record. NCBI's taxonomy places the organism in Eukaryota, Metazoa, Arthropoda, Malacostraca, Amphipoda, Hyalellidae. Gene Ontology annotation, biological process: motor neuron axon guidance.
AUGCAAGACAGCGGGUAACGUGAGCGGCAGCCGCAACCCGUUACAUGGACGGGCAGGCCGGCUCGAUCAACCCGCGAACCCCUGGAGUAACCCCUCGAGCCGGAGGGGUUCCGGCUUACCGGGAUAUGAAUCCCAACGGCGGGGUACAGCAGCCCGGGGCUCGGUAUAUGAAACGCUCCCCAUCGAGUGGUUUAGGUGACAAUGGAGGCCUGGAUAGUGACUCUGAAGACGAGUACGCGGUGAGUGACGAGCGACUACAGCAACAACAUCCUGUCAACGCUGCCAAGAGGACGCGCAAAAGUAAAGACCACGGCUCCUCCAUGCGAGGUGGUGUCACUCCAGUCACCUCUCCGGGUGACGUGGACUCAGAGUACAGAUGUGGAGGUCCUCAGUACGCCAAUCCCAACCUCCUACCGCCAGAAUAUUUCUCCAAUUCCUACUCCAGCUCUAACAAUGAUCAGUUCGAUUCGAGGAGACCAAACCCACGACGCAUCCCGACCUCGGUGUCGUCUUCAGACAACAACUCGGACACGACCUACGCAGAGAGCGGCGACAUCAACUCCAGCCUCAGGGCUCGAAUGCAGGCGCUGGAUAACCAGCUGGUUGGCAGCGCCGAAAUGCUGCCAUCUGACGUGCUGCAGCGAAUAUCCCCACACCACCUCCUCAUGGAGAUGCGCCCCGGGGGAGGCUCGGGUGGGGAAGGGCCUGAAUGCCCUCCCCCUAAUCCUCCCUACCCUCCACCAACACCCGAGGAUGGAUACCAGCAACCACAGAACACGGUGUUUCUAUCGCAUGAGUACCUGAUGGCAGGCAAUGGGGUUCGGUAUCCCGGCGCUAGAGGCGGGGCGAACAAGUCCCCUGGGGGACAAGCCCUCUACUGCACCCCAUCACCUACCCGGGAUUAUUACUCCCAUAACAAUGCUCAGCAACCUCCUCAGGAGUUCUACUAUUACCAGCAAGUGCAUCCCCACCAGCCCCAACUCCUGGGCACGCUGGGCACUCUGUCAUCCACCAAGACUGCACUCGGUCAGCAAGGAAGCUGCAACGGAGGAGGUGGUGGUGGCUUCGCCUCCCUCGUGGCGCUGCCUGUAGUGCGCAACAACCUGGGAUCUCGCGCUGCCUCCAUCACAGGUCGAGGGCUGUCGCUGGGAGGGGGCAAGUCCUGGACGAAGACCUGUAACUGGAGAUGUGCGGCCAUCGUUCUCGCCGUCGUGUGUUGUGCUCUCGCUGCUCUGCUAGCUUACUUUGCCACGGCGGCGAGUCUGGCGACUGGCUGCCAGGGCUGCAUUCUGGUGCAGGGAGACGAGGGCGUCUUCAGGCCGGGCGAGGGAGCCGCUCUAUUGCCACCAACGACGCAAGCUCCUGCCCAUACUCCUCACUUUUCUCCUGCACCCUCCAUGUCGUCCUCGCAUCAUCCACCCAAUCAGCAGCACCCAAGAGACCAACAACAACAACAACAACAACAGCAGCAGCAGCAACAACAUCAACAACAACCGAAGCAGGCGCAGCAGCAGAAACCACGAGGCGCCUUAGGAGGCGUUAACGGCGACACCUCAGAGCUCGUCAAGCUCCUCAACAGGCGCUACGUCUCCGUUGUUCCUCCUAACGACUUCUGGAACGUUCAGUUCGAAGUGAAACAGCCCAUGCUUGUCAGAAUCAACUUGACGGUACCUCGGUCAUCAUACCUGGCUGUGUACGGUCGUCGCAACGUGCCACCUUCCAUCACACAGUACGACUUCGUCCAAUUUAUUCGGAGUGGACGGACGACGCGCAUGCGCAGAGACGCCGCUGUCUCGAGCCCAACUCACGAAGAACACAUAGAAGAAUAUGACCGCUUCCAAUGGAGAGAUCAUUUUGAUUCUACAACGCCUAAACGAACUAUAACAUUUGACGAGUUUCUUUUGAGCCACUCUAAUAACGGUCCUUCGAAACACCACGGUCAUCAUAUAAAUCGUAAAUCCCACCACCAUAAUCACAUAAACAUUCACCACCGCAAUCGUAAUCAACACCACAAGCACCAUCACCACCCGCACCAUAAGAAACACCCUAGAACAUACGACUGUGGAGAUCACUUUAAUGGUUCUCACCCCAAUUCUGGUGGUCGUGUUCAGACGUACGACGAUCGGCCACUAGUGGACAAGAAUAUCUUCGGCGAUGCCCCCAACAGCGAAUUCCUUCAAGAGCUUGCAGAAACUAGUGAAGAUUUUCCCAUGUGGCUUUACAAAGGGGAUGACAAACAAGAACAAGAUGGUAUCGAACAUAUUCCAACUCCACAAAGUCUGACUUCAAAUCAAAAUAGUGGGGAUAGGUCGGUGUUGGAUUACGUCAACGACGAAGCGCCUCCUCCUGAACGUCUCAGACGAUACGUCGGAGGGGAGCUGUCGCUGAACGUGUCGCUGCUACACCACAUGAACACCGGCGUGUGGUACAUGGCCUUCUAUAACGACGCUCUUGCUCAAACUCAGAUCGCGCUGGUGCUUGAAGAGGCCGGUGAGCUGCAGUCCGAGUGUCCGGGCGACUGCUCGGGCCACGGCUCGUGUGUGCUCGGCCGCUGCGAGUGCGUCCAGGGCUGGACCGGCCACGACUGCUCCACCAGCGUGUGCCCGGUAUUAUGCAGCAGUCACGGGCAGUAUGGCUUUAACUCUAGUCACGCGUGUGCCCAGUAUGAACAGUGCCAGCACGGUGAGUGUGUCUGCCAGCCUGGAUGGAAGAGGGAACACUACCAGCACGGUGAGUGUGUCUGCCAGCCUGGCUGGAACGGGGAACACUGCCAGCACGGUGAGUGUGUCUGCCAGCCUGGCUGGAAGAUCGAACACUGCCAGCACGUUGACUGCGAAGACCCGACGUGCGGUGGUCACGGAGGCUGCGUGGAGGGCCGCUGCUUGUGCCAUGUUGACUGCGAAGACCCGACGUGCGGUGGUCACGGAGGCUGUGUGGAGGGCCGCUGCUUGUGCCAAGCAGGCUGGACGGGCCUUAAUUGUUCUCAGGUCGACCACAAAGUUUUCACGUGUCUGCCGGACUGUUCAAGCCACGGACAUUACGACCUCCACGCCUCCAAAUGUGUCUGCGAUUCCUUCUGGACCGGCGACAACUGCAACCAACCGUGGCAAUGCGACGUAUCGUGCGCACACGGCAGCUGCGGUGCGUCGGGAUGCGAGUGCGCGCAAGGCUGGACGGGCGAGCGCUGCGACGAGCGCUCCUGCGACGCCCGCUGCUCCGAACACGGCCAAUGCCACAACGGCACCUGCAUCUGCAUCCAGGGCUGGAACGGCCGCCACUGCACCAUUCCUGGGUGCGUGAACAGCUGCUCUGGACACGGGCUGUGCACCACACAGGCAGGCGAGUACAGCUGUCAGUGCUCGACAGGCUGGACGGGCGACGACUGCUCCGUGCAACUGGAGACGCAGUGCAGCGACAUGAUCGACAAUGAUGGCGACGGUCUGUUGGAUUGCUCGGAUUCUGACUGCUGCGGGACGGGCGCGUGCACCGACCACGUCAUGUGCAUGGUCUCCACAGACCCCGUGGAGGUGUUGCUACGGCGGCAGCCCAUGGCGGUCACCGCGUCUUUCUUCCAGCGCGUCAAGUUCCUAAUCGAAGACAGAAAUGUUCAAAGCUUCGCCCGUGCCUCUGAAUUCCUUGAAAAACGCGUGUCGGUGAUCAGAGGCCGCGUGGUGUCCGCUAACGGUGAAGGCAUCGUCGGGGUGCGCACGAGCGUAGACAAGCAGUCCAAGUAUGGCUUGACCGCCACGCGUAAAGGAGGCUGGUUCGACUUACUGCUGAACGGCGGCGGUGCUGUCACACUGCAGUUCCAGCGCGCUAACUUCCAGCCCAAGACUGUGACUGUUCCUGUCAUUUGGAACGACAUUGUCGUCCUCGACCCAAUCGUCCUAACGCUCAAGAGCCUAACGGAAGAAGAAAAACCUACAUCGAUCGUUGGGAGUCAGUGGUCGUCACCGUGUCUGGCACACGACAGCGCCGCCAUGAGACCGCAGGUCGUGUCCACGCACCUCCCGCACACCGUGGGAGGCGCGGCACAACAAACCGUCGUCUUCUCCGAAAUGCAGGUGGUCCAAGAAUCUGUUCGUAUCCCUGGCAGUCGCGUUCACAUGUUGUACCACUCUAAUUCUGUGGCCGGCUACGCAUCUCGACUCCUGCUCCAGCUCACGCCUGACAAAAUACCAGAAAACCUCACUCGGGUGCACCUCAAGGUCACACUCGAAGGCACGGUGUUUGAGAAGCUUUUUGAGGCGGAUCCUAACAUCACGUUCACCUACACCUGGAACAAACGCAACGUCUACAAGUCUAAGAUGUACGAUGUGUCUAUUGCCCGCGUCUCAGUGGGUUACGAGUACAACUCCUGCAGCAGCAUCGUGUGGGUGACGCAAACUGCCCCAAUGCAUGGCUUCCAUAUGGCCAUCUCUGAUGUCGGAGGCUGGAACCUCGACAUUCAUCAUAUGUAUAACUUUGAGGCUGGCAUCCUGCAGCGGGGCGACGGGUCGCUGCUGGAGCUGGUGAAGGCCCCGCGGGCCAUGAGCGUCCUCGCGGGGUCGGGGGCGAAGCGCCCCUUCAGCUGCCGCCACUGCGAGGGCGUCGCGCGGGACGCACAGCUGCUGGCGCCCACAGCCUUGGCCGCAGCGCCCGACGGCUCCAUCUACGUCGGAGAUUUCAAUCUUAUUCGCCGCAUCACUCCUGACGGGAAAAUCCAGACCGUGCUUCAAUUGAGCGCGACUGAGGUCGCCUACGAAUAUUACAUGACCGUUUCACCGGCUGAUGGUCACCUCUACGUGAGCGAUGCUGAGAAUUACAGAGUCAUUAAGGUCAUAACGGUCGAUGUUAUUGAUGACAUUGCAUCGAACUUCGAGGUGGUCGUUGGCAACAGUCACCGCUGCAUACCGGGUGAUGAAAAUCGCUGCGGUGAUGGCGGUCCAGCUCUGUCAGCGCGUUUGUCUCAUCCGAAGGGACUUGCAAUUUCCGCGGACCAGACCAUGUACAUCGCGGACGGUCCGAACCUCCGUGUGGUGGACCCGCAAGGAACCAUCCACACGCUCAUCGGCCACCACGGCCACAAGACUCGCUGGCGACAGCUACCAUGUGAUGGUGUCGUCACCGCCAGCAGCGUAGACCUGCAGUGGCCCACGCACCUGGCGCUCUCGCCCCUGGAUGGAACGUUGCACCUGCUCGACGAUCAUGUGCUCAUGCAAGUCACGCAUGACGGCAGGAUUGUUGUUCGUGCUGGAACGCCGCUACAUUGUCCCGCAACUUCCCUGCCUCCUGUUGGUUCCAUCAGUGGCAUGGCGUUCUCGCCGCUGGGUUCCUUGUAUCUGGCAGAGCAGCGCGCCAACGGAGACUUCGCUAUCCUCGAGCUAAGCUCUUCUGACCAACUGUCCGUCUUCUCCGAGCCUCCUUCGUCCCACAGAAACUCAUCCGGUCAGCUGUCAAUGGGCUCGGUAUCAGCGAUCACAGCGACCCCGGACGGUGUGGUACACGUUGCAGACCAGGAAGCCUUGCGCGUGUACAGUUUCUACCACUACCUGCCUCAGGAUGAUAAUAACGGCGACUAUCUGGUUGCCCAUCCGAGCACCAACGAAAUCUUUGUGUUCAACCGUCACGGCCACCACAUCGAGACCCGAGAUCUGCUCACAGGUCUGAAGCUUUAUUCCUUCACUUAUUCGAAGAACACGUCCGUAGGGCGCCUGUCUCAAGUCACUGACACCGCUGGCAAUAAAAUUGUCUUCUUCAGAGACUACAGAUCAGCUGUCAGCCAUAUCGAGAACAGCUUGGGUGAGAAGUUCGCUGUUCACAUCGGUCGGCUUGGCCUUAUGACGCAGUUCGCAGGACGAGCAGGACAAGAGUGGGACUUCACCUACGACGAGGACACGGGACUAUUAAUCUCGACCACUCUACCCAAUCGCCUGACGACGGCGUACCGAUACGACGCUGCCGGACGGCUGGUGACGGUGGUCAACCCUACCGGGCACCGCACGGAGGUUCACUCGGACAUGUCGCGGAGCAGCGACCAUGAGACGAAUCUCCUCAGCAUCGCCGUCGCCAACCAAGACGAUGAAAUUCCCCAGCUGCUUUCUCUGUCGCAACGAGGAGACGCAUACUUCUCUUAUGGCUCCGUUUCGUCCCACGUGCGUCUCGCUUCCAAUGGGAGCUGGUCCCGCAUGCUGCCCUGGGGCGGGACCGUCUCAGGGACCACGGUCCCACACAGUCCCUUGGUAGAGGGGAUUCUCCCAGCACAGGCCGGGCUGUUGCAAGUCCCUUCAGUCUUCACGUUGUCUGCUGGUCCAGGGCUUCCUGAGGCAGAAUUUACUGUGCAGUCUUCGCUUAAGAAGACUGGCGACUGGAGAUUAUUCGAAUCUAAAUACCUGCUGAACGGGACGGAAGUUGCCAGCUCGGUAUGGGACGGAGCGUCGCGCGUCAAUACGCUGCGCAACGGAGCCGCGCAGCCGCUGCUGCAAGUGGCAUACGACGCGCGUCACGCGCCACACUCCCUCUCUCCCGGCGCUGCUCUGCCGGCCCUCAACAUCUCCUAUGACGAGUACGGCCGCCGCAACGCGGUGCAGUGGUCAAGCCUGCGUGUAGGGUACGGCUACGACCCCUCCAGCGGAGUGCUCUCAACCGUUACGACUGACAACCAUACAACCGUGUAUUCUUUCCACCCGGAGAGACGGCUGAAUUCGAUUAGUUUGCCGUCCGGUCGGACCUGGACGUACCUGUAUGAUGAAUACGGGGGCCUUCGCUCCAUCACAACCCCCGCCAGCACUGCGCACUACUUCUCUGUCCAGCCAAUAUUCUCAGCCUUCGUUUUCAAGUACACGGCUCCUGGCGCCACGCAGGCCUAUAGGCAACACUUAGAUUCAUCUGGACGUCUCUUGCUUUCCGUUACACCGGACAUGGAGUCAAAAAUUUUGUACCGAUACACUAGCGCGGGACAAUUGGAAACGAUCGUGUCUGGCGAUGGAGUGACGAACUUCGUUUACGGCGAGAACAGUUUACUGUCUCAAGUGAUGAAUGAAGGUGAUGAGCUCGAGUAUAAAUUAGAUUAUCUCUAUGAUGGUCAUCUGCUUCAAGAAAUGCGCAUUGAGUACAACGCACGUGCGGGAUUAAGCAAUGUUAAAUUUGCCUAUGAAUAUGAUGCCAACAUGCGCGUCACAAAAAUGUCCGGUCGAAUCGGAGGGCAGAAAGUAAAGCCCUUGCAUAUAUCCUACUCGCCCAAAACCGGCGUCGCCACAAACAUUGGGAACUUCCUCUACGACGCUUCUGACUUCAAUGUAACGAUAAUCCAAGACGGCACUGGCAUCUUCACACGGAACCUUGACGAGCAUUUGCGCGUGACUUACGUGUCACUAAACAUCCAAAAUAUGCAAGUGUUUACUCAAAACAUUAAAUACGAUGGCAGUAGUAGAAUUUCUCAAACCACUACGUUCACAUCAAGUUAUGUUGUCAGGCCACUCUCAUCAACCAAAAAUUACACCUACGAUGAAGACGGGCAACUCAUAAGAGUGUCAGGAAAGGAACCCUGGAGUUUCUCGUAUGAUUCUAAUGGUAAUAUGUUGUCCUUGACAUACUCAACCAACACCAUACCGAUGAAGUACAACGAAGAAGAUAAAAUCUUAAGAUUUGGUGAAGGCGUUUACAAGUACAACCUUCGAGGCUUCAUUUCGCAGAACGCUCGUGAUGUGUCGUACGAAUACAAUGCCCGAGGUCUUCUAAUCCGAGCCGUAAAGCCUGAACGAUUCUCAAUUAAUUAUUUGUACGACCACGAACGGCGGCUCAUCGCUCGCAAGGAUAACUUUGGCAACGUCACUCAGUUCCAAUAUCAAGAUUUCCGCCACCCUGACCGCGUGACGCACAUCUACAACGCGCGUGACGCGAGCCUCACGUCCCUCAUCUACGACGACAGGGGGCACCUUAUCUUUGCUCAGAUUCAACGGAAUCAGUACUACGUAGCGUCCGACCAAAACGGCACUCCGCUGAUAAUCGUGAACAGAUUUGGGGAGGUGGUGCGCGAGAUGAUGCGCUCUCCUUUUGGUCAGAUUAUUUACGACAGCAACCCUUACCUUUACAUUCCCAUUGACUUCUGUGGUGGCAUUCAAGACUCUCAGACGGAGCUUGUUCAUCUUCCUGGAGGCCGAGUUUACGAUCCGCUCAUUGGUUUAUGGCUAAAUCCUCAAUGGGAAGACAUAGCGGAGAAUCUCUUGCAGCCUCAGCGGCUCUCGCUGUACAGGCCCAACGCCAACGAUCCUGUUAACGUCAACAGACGCACCUGGGACCAGCUCGACAAACCCGACUGGUUGAAUCUUCUAAAUUUGGACUUGGUAAGCCUUGCGCCUCAUUUGGGUUGGCCCCGGCAAUCGUCAUUUGCGCCAAAUGCCAAGCAUUUGCCGUCAACCGACAACCUAUGGGACGCGUACACAAUGUCGCCUUUCAGCGACACUGGAGUGCGUCCGUAUGCCGGUUAUUUGCGUGCCGGUUUGGACUCAACGUCGCGAUUAAUGCAGCCGAGGUGGCGCAGCGCUCGGUCGCAGUUCUCCCAGUUCGUGGCUGAAGGAGGCCUCUGCAUCAGCGGCUUCGCUGAAGCGCUUAAAGAACCAACUGACAGCGCCAUCGCUCUUGAUGCUGUCAAGGUUUCCGCUUUGAAAGAAGACUUUUGGCCGUCCACUUAUAAGCUGGAGAUCUCAAGUACGCCUGGGCCGUUUGGCGAAGGCUUCCUUGUGUCGCGCGUGGGCGGCAAGGCUGUAAUUACGACAUCUCCCUCCGCUAAUCCUAUCUUCAAAGACGUCGUCUUAUCAGUCUUCAACAACUCUUAUCUGCUCGAUCUGUCCUUGUACUCCCACUCCGUGUAUUCCUUCUACUUUGUCAAGGACGAGCUGUGGCGAGCUAAGGAAGAUCGCAAUCAAUUGAACCGCUUGGCUGGCGAAGUAAACAUUACGCAGACCAACGACAACGGCAGCGAGAAAUUCAUCGACAUAAAACUGCGCACAAAAUACGCUCUAAUUCACGUCCGAUAUGGCACCAGCCCUAUCCUUGAAGCCAAAAGAAUAAUGAAGCAUGCUAAAAAGAUGACGCUGCGCCGCGCGUGGUCUGACGAGCGGUCGCGCGUGAGUCGCGGCGAGUCCGGGUCCGUGGCGUGGACUCACGACCAGCGAGUCGAGCUGCUCACGCAAGGCUCCGUGGAGCAAUUCGUGCCUCGCUACACGCACAACCCUGAGCUCUACCCUGAGCUGCUCGACGACCCCAGCAACGUUCAGUUUGUCCAGGAGAACAAGAGAAGCAGACGACAUUCCACGAGAUGGCUGCGGUGUUGGCACCCGCCUUGCUAGGAUAUCCUGAGUCUAUAGACCUGCAUUAGGAUGUAACAAAUCUUAUGAAACCAUCUUAUUUCUUCUCUUCUGUUUGUCUUAGCGAAUUCUGUUGUAUUUUACGUUUUGUUUCCGUGUUAAUAUUUUAUUUCCGCGUGGAUGCUUCAAUGUAAGGCGGGUAGUCAUUGUAUAUCGCCUACUUAAUGUAAUGUUAGUAAUGCAGCGAGAGAAAUUAUCUGAUUCCUUGUCUUUUUAUAAAAUAUGUUUCAUGAUGAUACCAGAGUGAUGAAAACAAUAGAAACUAAUUCACAAAUCAAUAAUUUAUAUGUAAUACUUGAGGAUUCAGACCAUCAUAGUCGCGAAAAUAUCUGGCAGCAUCGAUCACCUGUCCCUAGUCCACGGAAGAUGCUCGCCGAUUUUGACUCAUAUUUACGCGACACAAAAUAUGCACAACUUAUCCCGCUACUGUCGUGUGCAAAAAAAAAACACCAACAAACUUAUGGCUAAUAUUAAAAUCCUGAUACGAGUGCCAUCCCUUCUCUAUGUGAACAAUCCUCAAAGCUCCUAACAAAGCAAUAUGUCAUUUGUCGUUGAGAAGCACCUCGAUUCAAAGGCUUCUCAAGGAGUUUUUUGUUUCCUCACUAAAUUAUAAUUUGAAGCAGAGUUGUUCAAAAUUUCAUGAUAGUGCAACUUUGAUGACAUUCAUCGAAUUGGGAUUCUUCGCUCGUUUUUCAGGAUUUAAAAUUUGAUUCAUUGUCUCACAAUUUAUUCACUUGUAGGUAAAAAUUACUUUUUUUAAACGUUAAUUGCCUACUGGUGGCAUCUGACAAUAGCAAGAAUCUUUAAAUAUAAUAAAUAGCUUGAAUGUUUCAAGAAAAUUUAGUGAUGGAGGUAGCCACUUCCCUGUACAGGAAUUUUUUUUUAUAAACGUUGUACAUAAAUAGUGUUCAUACUAAUGCGGAGCCCCGUGUUAAAUGUUACUGGCAUCUAUGUGAUCUAUAAUAUUUAAUGGUGAAUUAGCUCAUACGAUUAAUGUAAAAUAUUCGUGCAAGGCUUUGGUUUGGGCUUAGGGACGCUGUGUGUAAUGACCUGUAUAGUAUAGGCGCUUCAAUUCAGAAGCUCGUGUGCUGAAUCAUCCUGAAAAUUGGAAACACCAAUCCGAAAAUGCAGAUAAAAAUUGGAGGCGCAGUAGUAAGCUGUGGUUUUCUUCGUUAUUAUUCUAAAUUGUUUCGUACUAAAUCUAAAUAUUGAUCAAACACGAUAAAUUUGUCUGUGCUCCAUUAGGGAACUAAUUUGGCGUUCUUAGCCUCGCAGCAUCAAACUUCAUUUUUUUCUAUGUCUGAAAAAGAUGCAGUACAUCCAGAACGAACUGCUCGUAAUUGCAAAAUAAAGCGGUUUUUGUUUUUUAUUUAAUUGAAAAUCGUCAAAAUUUUCAACCGCCUUCCGUUAUCAAUAACAUUCACGAUAUAUGCUCGCUUUGCACUAUUUCAAUAGUUUCUUUUAAGUUCAUGAUGGUUCCAAUCGUCUGAAAGAUUUUGCAUUAAAUAUUUUUCAAAAUAUCGUACCAAGUGCAAUAUCUUAUGUUCGAUGAUGAUGCUUCUGCUUAAUUAUUACCAAAGUUGGCUGCAUACAUUUCGUGGACGACGACGUUCAUGAUCAUGUCUAGGUUUAGGUUUAUGAUAAGUGGAUGUGCCAGAAAAAGUGUCUCAUAGUCACUAACAACUAGCAGUUGUACAGAAACCUUUUAGCUCCCUAAGAAAUUAUCAAUAAAUCCCGUCUGUCUAAGAAAUCUGGUUGAAUUGCACGUGCCUCCAAGUAAUUCAAGUUAUCUUUUUCUAACGCCUGACAUUUCUCGUAUUUUUCGUAAAAGGAACAAGUUUUCAAGAUGCAAGAGUAGCCCAUUUUUCUUCUAUUUCUUGAGAGAAAUUGCUUCUUGUUUUUGGUUCAUUUCUUCAAAAGUUUAAUUUGUGUAUUGUAAAUUUUACGUAACAUUAGAUUAUAUCAAUUAUAAUUGAACGCUUAGAACAUCAAUGGAAAAUGUUUAGAAUGUUAACAGAAAAUGUUUAGAAUAUUAAUUAAAACCCUUUUGUAGCAAAAUUUUGGAGAGAUAAAUAUCGGAUAAGUUCGUCAGCUAGUCAUUUUUUGCGUUUUAUAUGAACUUUUCUGAUUGGAUUAUAAGGCAUUUGAAUAAAUAUUUUAAAGUUUGAUUUGAUAAGUCGUUGUUGUACAAUUAAUUCUCUCAUUUGCUCGCUUUAUACUGGAUUCAAAACGACUACAGACACUUUUGGAUUCUCUGUUUUUUAUCUUCUACGUAAAUGAAUUUUACAUUAUAUCAAUAAAGUUCAUAAAACUGAUAAUGUUUUAGAAUUUUACGUGCUAAAACAUGGGCAUUACAAAAAUACUUUUUAACGGGCAAAACCUACGUUCCAUGUGUUAGCUACAAUCAUUUUGAGAAAUUUCCCAGCCUCCUGGACUUCUGAUCGUUGAAUCAACUUUAAGCUUUAGCGAAAUUUCAGCCAAAAACUUACAUUUAAAUCAAUUGGAUUUUUUUUCUGCGUGCCUGAGAAAACGAUUUUGUAGCCUUGCAUCGUUUUAUCGGAAAUUAUUUAGUACGAUUCUUUCUCUCUAUUGAUGUUAUGAACAUAGCGCAUUGCAAGCAAGCUCAAAUUAACUGAGUUUUCUUAUCGAUUUGGCUGAUAGUUUAAACCCCUUUAAUGUUGUGCUAUGUCGGAUUUACGGAGCGUUUAGUAGAAACCCUUUAGUUAAUAAGCACUAAUGUUGUCGUUUACGGAUUAUUUUUAUUUGAUGCGUGUACAUUGAUUUCCUGACAAUGACUGUACAUAAGGGGACGGUAGGUAGGGCUAAGGCGGCUGCACCUUAAUACAAGCACUACACUGUGCAGGAGCAAGGGUCUACAAUCUCUCAUUAUUAUUAUUUGUAUACAUGGAAAAUGUUUUUUAUUUAAUUUACAUGCAAAAAGAUCAAUAAUGCCAUUGUUUAUUUUCUUUUACUGUUUCCAAUCUUUUAGUCCUUAAAUUUUGUUUUGGGUAAUCUGUAAUUUUUUAGAAUCAUUUAAAUUCACUUUCCAUAGUAAUAAAUCCCACUCAAAUUUAUCGUAGUUUCACAAAUAAAUUCGUCGUUCUUUCAUCAUAUUUUCAGCAAUAAUAUUUUUCCAAACUCUUAAAGUCGUAUCAUGAAAACGUUCAGUCGUCUGCAUGUUUCCUCACAUUCGAUGACCGUAUUCAGGUUUUUUUUUAUGGAAGUCGAUACGCCCAUUCGCUCCGUAUUUUUUUCGUGGUUUGAAGGAGUGUCGGGACGGUCAAGACAAACUCAGUUAGGCUCACGCUCCUCACGCAUGAAUGUUUUAUAACCGGAAAUGUUUUUAAUAAAAACCUUAUUUUUCUUA